Messenger RNA from Sphaeramia orbicularis (orbiculate cardinalfish), 1727 nucleotides. RefSeq names its product ring finger protein 41, like (gene rnf41l). Gene Ontology annotation, molecular function: zinc ion binding. Gene Ontology annotation, cellular component: plasma membrane signaling receptor complex. The transcript has 7 exons. NCBI's taxonomy places the organism in Eukaryota, Metazoa, Chordata, Actinopteri, Kurtiformes, Apogonidae. Bases 354 to 1382 code for a protein of 342 amino acids. The record is from RefSeq and is a predicted model, not a curated record. Gene Ontology annotation, biological process: regulation of canonical NF-kappaB signal transduction.
CCAGAGAGAGAGGGAGAGAAAGAGAAACUGGGAAUCGGUCGGGUCAUCAGAAGAGAGAAAGAGCUGAAGGACAGUAAACAGUAAUCUCUGAGGGCUACAGCACAACACAACACAACCUUACUGCUGCCUACCUGUGUCCUGAACCCUGGUUGUCAGGGAUAUCUCCAUGGAGAUGCACUCCCACAGGUAGGGGAGGGCUUUCAGGGAGAGACCCUCACCUUGAUGGAGCCACAGUGGAACAGAGAAACUAAAGAGCACAGCAGGCAGAUAAGGAGGAGGACCACCUGUAGAAGAACGAGUGGAGUUAAAUCAGCAGAAGAAGGACGUUGGAUGAAUCUUAAGAGUUAGGCAGGAUGGGUUUUGAUCUGGAGAGGUUUGUGGGCUAUGUGAAUGAGGGCCUCCUGUGCUGUGUGUGUCGAGACGUGUUGGAGCGCCCCCUCCAGGCUCCUUGUGAACAUGCCUACUGCAGCGCCUGCAUCAGCAGCUGGCUGCUCCAUCACCACUCCUGUCCCGAGGACAGACAGCCACUGGACGUAGGCAGCCUCAAACCGCUCUACAGGUACAUGCGUAACGACCUGAACCGUCUGCAGAUCCGCUGUGUGAAUGCAGGUCAGGGGUGUGAAGUGGUCUGCUCCUUGGAAAACCUGCACACACAUGAGGAUGAGUGUGAGUUUGCCUUCAUCUCCUGCUCUAAUACAGGUUGUCCCGUGCAGGUGGAGAGGCGGGGCUUGGAGGCUCACCUGUCAGAGUGUAACUUCCGCAGCAGAGAAUGUCCAAACGGUUGCGGCCACACUCUUCUGUCUAUGGACCAAUCACAGCAUAAUUGUGUAGCAGAGCUGCGCACUGAGGUUGAGCUGCUCAGGGCAGAGAUGUUAUGCAAAGUGGAGGAGGUAAGACGAGAGAUGGAGUCUCGUUUGGACUCCCAGAGGAGACACAUGGUGCAGAAAGAGUCCCAGCUGAAGAACGAGGUGGAGGAGCUCAAGGGCCAGUUGUCCCGUGUGAUGUGUGACAUGCGUGCCCUGUUGGGAGCAGAGCGUCUGAGGAGACAGGAGCUGGCAGAGGCAGAAUUAGAGAAAAGAGAACUGCUGGAGCUCCUCAGAGACCUGCCCACCAGGAGUCACCCACCUACGGAACCAACAGCCAGAGACGAGCAUCAGGGAACCCAGCAGAACCCCGGUCAGCUGCACAAGGAGCUGACAAGACACCAGCAGAGGGAGGCGUCUUUACACGGCUCCAGUCUGUCACUACAUUCAGCUCCGGCCGUUAAUGCUUCAGGGCCGCCUCCGUCGCCCCAAGUGGGCGAGAGGGCACGCAAGGGUGGCACCCGGAGUCUGACUCUAGACUGCAUCAAGAGGAAGAGCCGGGAGGUUACCGUUAUCUGAAAACACUGGACCAGCAGGGGAUUAACCAAACCAGAAUGGAUCUUUAUUUUUUUAAUAUUUGUCUAAAUCUCUCUCAUGAUUUUCAAACCACCCCAGAGUGUGCACAAAAAGACUAGAAAUAAUAAAACUGGAAGUUAGAGUCGAUCAAAUUGUUGUCAGGUUUUAGUCGCUGCGAAAUGAACAUCUUUUCUUGUGAUUGUAAAAUAAUACAGAACAUUGAAUCAUUUUUUUGUAGCUCAGAUCUUGUGUAAUAUUUUCAGAUUAUUUACUGUUGGAUUAUGUAUUUAUCAUCAUGACUUUAACUCCAUUUCCCCUUGUUGUCUUGUUAGUGAAAACCACACUCGA